Messenger RNA from Daucus carota subsp. sativus, 1284 nucleotides. RefSeq names its product 2-C-methyl-D-erythritol 4-phosphate cytidylyltransferase, chloroplastic. The record is from RefSeq and is a predicted model, not a curated record. Gene Ontology annotation, biological process: isoprenoid biosynthetic process. The transcript has 11 exons. Lineage: Eukaryota; Viridiplantae; Streptophyta; Magnoliopsida; Apiales; Apiaceae. Bases 183 to 1112 code for a protein of 309 amino acids. Gene Ontology annotation, molecular function: 2-C-methyl-D-erythritol 4-phosphate cytidylyltransferase activity.
GCAGAUUUCACAACCGGUGUGUUGACCAAUAGUAUACUACAGUUUCUUACCAAGCGUCCCAGUCCCCUCUGUCAGGCGCCCACGCCCACUCUCUACUUUUUAAGUGACACCAACAACUACAUUCAACUCCCUGUCUGUUUCUUGUUAUUUUUAUUUUUUCAGACACAGAGAGACACAGAGAGAUGAGUAUUCUUGGUUUCUCCUCUUCUUCUUCUUGUUCUUCUUAUCUCUUACACCCAUCUCUCCCUAAUCUUCAAACCCCUUUUCAAUCUUUCCCUUCUCUUUCAUUCUCCAAGAUUUCCAGUUUUAAAGCCACCCAGUACCCCAAAUUCACCAAUGCUGUUCACUCAACAAUCAACUGUUCUGCCACUGCUUCCCAGCUCACCAAGGGCUCUGAUGAAUCUCUGGAAGAGAAGGGCGUGGAAGCGAAAAGUGUAUCAGUAAUUCUUUUGGCCGGAGGAAAGGGAACAAGAAUGGGUGCGAGCAUGCCAAAGCAGUACCUUCCACUUUUAGGGCAACCAAUCGCUUUAUAUAGUUUCUAUACCUUCUCGCUAAUGCCAGAAGUAAGGGAAAUUAUUGUGGUUUGUGAUCCUUCUUACCGAGACAUCUUUGAAGAUGCAAAAGAAAAGAUUCAGGUGAACCUAAAAUUUGCAUUGCCUGGGAAGGAAAGACAAGAUUCUGUUUAUAGUGGAUUUCAGGCAGUUGAUUCAAAUUCUACACUUUUGUGCAUCCAUGAUUCUGCAAGACCUCUGGUGUCAUCAAUUGAUACAAAAAAGGUUCUGAUAGAUGGUUGGCUGAUUGGAGCAGCUGUUCUUGGUGUACAUGCAAAAGCUACAAUAAAAGAGGCAAAUACCGCAUCUUUUGUAGUAAAAACUCUGGAUCGGAAAACACUAUGGGAAAUGCAAACCCCUCAGGUGAUCAAGCCUGAGAUACUAAGAAGAGGGUUUGAGCUUGUUAACAGGGAAGGCUUGGAAGUCACUGAUGAUGUGUCGAUCGUGGAGCACCUUAAACUUCCAGUUUACAUCACAGAAGGCUCUUACACCAACAUCAAGGUUACAACCCCAGAUGAUUUGUUGCUGGCCGAAAGAAUAUUGAAUACCACCUCAUCUUGAUAUACGUUCUGGUAAAACCUUGCCAUUCGGUGUUAUAGUAGUGUUAGUUCUAGCUAGAGGUUACAAAAUACUUCAAACAUGCACUUUUGUUCUAUUUUCUUGCGUGUUUUUUCAUUAACCUUGUCAGAUACAUUUCAAGGAAUAAUAAGAUGAUGUUAUUUUGAAAAAUGUU